AUGAAAUUGGGAGGAUCGAGAAAGAAGGGUAUGUCGUCGAGUAGAAAGUUGGGAAGGUUUGUAAGGCAACAAAGAGCAAGAAUUUACAUUAUCAGGAGAUGUAUAGUCACUCUCCUUUGCUGGGAUGACUCUUAA
Messenger RNA from Impatiens glandulifera, 135 nucleotides. RefSeq names its product small polypeptide DEVIL 6-like. NCBI's taxonomy places the organism in Eukaryota, Viridiplantae, Streptophyta, Magnoliopsida, Ericales, Balsaminaceae. Bases 1 to 135 code for a protein of 44 amino acids. The record is from RefSeq and is a predicted model, not a curated record. The transcript has 2 exons. Gene Ontology annotation, biological process: negative regulation of cell population proliferation.